Phyllostomus discolor (pale spear-nosed bat) is the source of this 5125-nucleotide messenger RNA. It is a transcript of the gene DNAJC3, whose product is annotated as DnaJ heat shock protein family (Hsp40) member C3. NCBI's taxonomy places the organism in Eukaryota, Metazoa, Chordata, Mammalia, Chiroptera, Phyllostomidae. Gene Ontology annotation, biological process: protein folding in endoplasmic reticulum. Gene Ontology annotation, cellular component: endoplasmic reticulum. Gene Ontology annotation, molecular function: misfolded protein binding; protein-folding chaperone binding. The transcript has 12 exons. The record is from RefSeq and is a predicted model, not a curated record. The coding region runs from base 160 to 1674 and encodes 504 amino acids.
CGGGCCCCGCCCACCGCUGCCUUCCUCCGGUGGGCGCCAGCUGCCGCGGAGGCCUGAGCGAGCGCUGACUCCGGCGGGCGCAGCUGCAGUCCGAGCGCCGGCGGGGGCUGGUGGGCCCGCUCUCUUGUUUUUCUCGCCGCCGCCGCCGCGCCCUCGGACAUGGUGGCCCCUAGCUCUGUGACCAGCCGCCUGGGCUCGGUGUUCCCCUUCUUGCUCGUCCUGGUGGACUUGCAGUACGAAGGUGCUGAAUGUGGAGUCAAUGCAGAUGUUGAGAAACAUCUUGAACUGGGCAAGAAAUUACUCGCGGCUGGACAGCUGGCUGAUGCACUCUCACAGUUUCACGCUGCAGUAGACGGUGACCCCGAUAACUAUGUCGCCUACUACCGGAGGGCCACGGUCUUUCUGGCCAUGGGCAAGUCGAAGGCCGCGCUCCCUGACCUGACUAAAGUGAUCGAACUGAAGGUGGACUUCACCGCGGCAAGAUUACAGAGAGGUCACUUAUUAUUGAAACAAGGAAAACUUGAUGAAGCAGAAGAUGAUUUUAAAAAAGUGCUCAAAUCUAAUCCAAGUGAAAAUGAAGAAAAGGAAGCCCAGUCCCAACUCAUAAAGUCUGAUGAGAUGCAGCGUUUGCGCACGCAUGCCCUCGAUGCUUUUGAAAACUCGGACUAUACUGCAGCUAUAUCCUUCCUUGAUAAGAUUUUAGAGGUGUGUGUCUGGGACGCCGAGCUGCGGGAGCUUCGAGCCGAGUGUUUCAUAAAGGAAGGGGAGCCCAGGAAAGCGAUUAGUGACUUAAAAGCUGCGUCAAAACUGAAGAAUGACAAUACCGAGGCUUUUUAUAAGAUCAGCACCCUGUACUAUCAGCUGGGAGACCACGAACUGUCCCUCAGUGAAGUUCGUGAGUGUCUGAAACUUGACCAGGAUCAUAAGAGGUGUUUUGCGCACUACAAACAAGUGAAGAAACUCAAUAAGCUGAUCGAGUCAGCCGAAGAGCUCAUCAGAGAGGGCAGAUACACAGAUGCAACCAGCAAAUAUGAAUCCGUCAUGAAGCUAGAGCCUGGUGUUUCAGAAUACACAGUUCGCUCAAAAGAAAGGAUUUGCCACUGCUUCUCUAAGGACGCAAAGCCCGUGGAGGCCAUUCGGGUGUGUUCGGAGGUUCUGCAGGCGGAGCCCGACAACGUGAACGCCCUGAAGGACCGCGCGGAGGCCUACCUAAUCGAGGAGAUGUAUGACGAAGCUAUCCAGGACUACGAAACGGCUCAGGAGCACAAUGAGAAUGACCAGCAGAUUCGGGAAGGCCUGGAGAAAGCACAGAGACUAUUGAAACAGUCCCAGAAAAGAGAUUAUUAUAAAAUCUUGGGAGUAAAAAGAAAUGCCAAAAAACAAGAAAUCAUUAAAGCAUACAGAAAACUAGCAAUGCAGUGGCACCCAGAUAAUUUCCAGAAUGAAGAAGAAAAGAAAAAAGCUGAGAAGAAAUUCAUUGACAUUGCGGCUGCUAAAGAGGUCCUCUCUGAUCCAGAGAUGAGGAAGAAGUUUGAUGACGGAGAAGACCCCCUGGACGCAGAGAGCCAGCAGGGCGGCGGCGGCAACCCCUUCCACAGAAGCUGGAACUCGUGGCAAGGCUUCAACCCCUUCAGCUCAGGCGGACCUUUUCGAUUUAAAUUCCAUUUCAAUUAAGCCAGCUGUGUUUUUGCUCUUCUUCCUUUUUUUAAAGAUUAAAAAAAGAAAUAUUGUUCUAGGAUCCUAAUGAAAAAAAAAUUCAAAUCUUUGUUUGUCCAUGACCAAAGAAUUGUUUUAAUAAGAAAAAAUCAGUUCUUACCCACUUCAGGCUCGAGGCUGACGGGUGUCCCGCAGGGCCACCUGCCCGUGUGUGUGCGGGGGCUGGGCUUGCGCAGCCUGGGCGUCCUGCCGGAGGGCGCAGGAGCUGCCGUCUCCCAGCCUCCUGUAGCAAGUCCUGCCGAUGCGAAGGAGGCGGAGCUGUGUCUUCGUGAGGAUGGGUUAUAUUUCAGUGUUCUUAAAGAUAAUGUUCACAUUUUGAGCUAUAUGUUUCUUGGGUUGAUUUUGCUUUGAUUUUGGUCAGUCCGGUCACUUGCAAACGUGUUAAAUUACAGUCUGCUUUCACCCCGUGCACUGGCAUCUCCCUCCCGGCACGAAGGCCGGCGGGGUGCAGCGUGCACUCGGCGGUCGAGGUGGCCAGGGUGCGACUGUGGGUGGGUGUCGGCGGGCUCUCAAGAGAACCCUCACCACCACUGAAACAGCAUGAAUUGUAAGACCUGUCUCUGUUUGAUAUGAAACAAAUUAAGUUACGUGCAAAAACGGUUCAGCUAAUGUAGCAAUGGUUUUAUUUCAAGUAAUUGUGCAGAGGAGCCGAGGGAAAUACUGCAACAGCUGACACUGUGAGUUCAGUGGGACUCCCCACAACAGGACCGUCUCCGACGGGUGCGGCUGCUUGGUGCACGGGGCAGGUGCCCUCUGUCUCCCUGUUCCUCCCUGCAGCGGGGCAGCUCCCCCGUCCCGGCCGAGCCCCGUGGACCGGGGAGAUGCCCCUCGCUGCCCAGAGGCUGCUGCCUGAAACAGCACAGGUGUACAGCCCUGGCGGCCCGGCCGCCUCCCCCGGCAAGAUGGCGUCUCUCCUUGGGAUACCUUUGUACCUUUUAAGAAAUUAUUCAAUCUUUGUAUAUUCAAUAAUUCUUUUCCUUAAAAAUGAGUAUUUUAAUCAAGAACAUUAAAUAUUUAUGGAACUACUGAUACUGCAUUUAAAUUCUAAGAGAAUUACUUUAGACAAGGAUUAGUACCUUUAUUCUAGAAAGGUUUUCUGUUUGCCUCAGAGCAUGUCGAAGCAUUUCAAGCAGUAUGAGUCCAGUACGUUGUUUUUACAAAACCCAGCAUUCACACUUCACUGUUGGGAGGCAUCCUGACCAGAACUGUCCACAAUGGCCAAGCACAAAUUCCUUUCUUCCACAGUCGUCCUGAAACACGUGGAAAACCUUUUCAAACGGAGGCAGAACCGCCUGGUUGAGCUGGGUGAGACGCAGCAGUGCUUCUGCAUCUACUCAGAUGUCUGUACCUUACCAAUAAACUUCAGAGUGCAUUUCCAAAACCAGUGAACAGCUUGCAGCUCUCAUUUCAUUUUAAUGUUUCAGAAGUCAAGUUAAUGGGAAGACUUAGGAAAUCCAUGUUUAGUGAUUUCAUGACUUCAUUAGUUAUAUCAGAUUUUUUUUUUCAAUCUGCUGCUUUUCUGUGUCGUCAGCUGUGACCUCUUUGAGAUGUAGCACGGCCACUGUCUAUUUCAAAACAGAUGCUCCGCACACGACCGGGACAGAGGGAGCACCGGACCCCUUGCCCAUCCACUCGGAGGACAGGGCACACAGGUGCCGCCGGGGGCCGUGCAGGGGAGUGUCCGGGCACCGCUGCCCUGCUGCCCGCGGCUCCGGGGGCUCUUCACCCGGCUGCUUCUCUGCGGGUGACGGCCGUGCCUCCUACUCAGAGGCUCACCGCGCGUUCAGUUCAGGCAUCUGGCCUGAAGUGCGCAGUGACUUGCCUGCUUUUAGUGAAAAGACAGUACAAGCUUUGAUGCCAAGUGCCAGUGGCACCCAGAGAAACUCCUUGGAGUCCUGUUUUGCUGAUUAUUGAAGAACACCACCACCUUCCACUUCCAGCUGUGAUGGGCACCAGCAGUCUGACGGGGUCACCUGAGUGGCAAGGCGGCCACCUCACGUGUCCAUCACGGCAAUGGAGGAAAACGGGCGGGAGUGUGUGAAGGGCGAGGAGGUAGAGUGAGAGGGGAGCAGGUGGCAGAGUGAGCCUGGAGCGACCCCUCCCCCCCAAGCUCCAGGCCCUCUUUGGAGAUCAGUACCCACACCCUUUCCAGCUCUUUCUGGAAAAGUGAGUACCAAGGGGCACGGCCCUGCCCUGCGGCCCUUCCUUACCUGCACCUUGGUCCCUUCUCAAACCGUGCCCUGUGGCGAGCUCCGGAAGGGAAGCACCUCGGGGUGGCACGCAGUGGGCAUUUCCACGGCAGCAAGAUCAGACUCCUCAGCCUGGAGGUGUGAGGCAGUUCCAAUAAGGGAGAAGAAAUUAAUUCAUUGCCCACUUCUGAAAAUUUGUGCUUUCUUACCACAGAUAGAUGAAAACUUGAAAACUACUUUUAACAGUUUACUGAUAUGAAUUGGACAUAACAAUACUAAUUUUAAAAUGUCAUUCUCUUGAGUCAGUAUUAAAAGUUUUUCAAUACCAGCAUGGAAACUUUUCUGGGACUCUGAUAAUGGAAUGUAAACUACCCACAGAUUUUUAAAGAGAAAAAUAACUGAUAACCGUGCAGGAAGAAAGGCCAGUAGGCUCCCAAUUUGAAAUGGGCACUGUUUUCUAUCCAUGGUAGAAAAGGGGAGAUCUCACUCUGAAAGGCGUGGAAGUGGCCAGGAGUGGCACGUGGGAGCUGCUGUGAAAACAUGCACCAGACGCUCCAGGUGCAGGCGGCCCCUCCGUCAGUGCCGCCGCCGCCGCCGGGACGCACGGGCCUCGUGGCAGGUCUCCGACCGCAUGCAGCCGUGCAGCCUGGAGACCCGUGCGGCUUCUCCGGAUGAGGUUUCCUCUCCCGGGUUUUCCAAGGAAGGAAGGAAGGAAGGAAGGAAGGAAGAAGGCAGUGCUCACUUGUCAACCCGUAAUACCCCUAGUCUAAGUCCGAUCAUUCCUUUUCAGGUAGCAGUUUACUUUUUAAUUGCAAAUAGUGUUAAUAGAGGUGGGAACAAGGUUUUUUAUGGGUGACCUCAUUUGCUGAAUGAUUAAGAGUGAAGUUGGCCACUGCGUGGCUGUGUGUAGGGACGGGUUCCGUUGCGGUCACGGUCAUGCGCGGCGCCGCCCCCCGCCUGCGUGGGAAGCAGCGCGCGGAGAGCGUCAGAGCGUCCCACCGGAGACCUUCCGGAAGGUCAGGCACGCCGCCUCCGGGAAGGCUGCGUGGCUGGUUUUGAAUGAGGCGGGACCGAGUACCGUGAUCCUUCUCCAUUUAUAGUGUUUUAAUAAUAAAAGACACUGAAAAUUAAAGUGGGUCUCAGACAUGUCUAUACAUACGGGCACUAUUUUUAUGCCCUUGUAUUUUCACAUUUAAUAAAAAUAUUUAUGGUCAAAAUCA